Messenger RNA from Macrosiphum euphorbiae (potato aphid), 531 nucleotides. NCBI's taxonomy places the organism in Eukaryota, Metazoa, Arthropoda, Insecta, Hemiptera, Aphididae. The record is from the annotation of a GenBank genome assembly.
AUGAAAGCUUACUGUCUGCAAAACGGAAAAUAUUUAGGUAUAUCCUAUUUUACAAAUAUCAAAAAUAUAAAAUGGCUAAAAGACAACAUAAGUUCUAUUUUCAAAGAUAAAUCGCCAGUGUUAAUUAGCCGCAGAUUGAUUGUCGAUCCAUUUCAGAUUGUAGUUGCUGUGAAUAAUGCUUACUUGUCCAGUGAAAACUCCUGUAUGAAAACUAAGUCCCUUGCUAGCGAAAUUUUGUUCAAUUUAUCAAGUUCCAAAAAUAUCACACAGUCGUUGAAAGAUACAAGCGCUAAUGACCAGGAUGAUGACAUGAUAGUUGUAAUUAUAUCAAAGUACUCCAAUGUUCCUGAAAUGAAAAUAUUUCAAGAAAAAUGUAUUACAGGAUGUGAAACAAAUAUAUCAGAAAUUGCAGAAAAUAUUGAUGAAAAUUUUAUAAAAUCUUAUUACAGAAUAAGUCAAAUAGAAAGUGGAAACUCCAGUCUACUUGAUUCCAUUGUUACUAGAAUUGCUUGUAAAACUCUAACAAUGUAA